Adineta ricciae is the source of this 861-nucleotide messenger RNA. Lineage: Eukaryota; Metazoa; Rotifera; Eurotatoria; Adinetida; Adinetidae. The record is from the annotation of a GenBank genome assembly.
AUGUCUUUGUUCUCUCGAAUAGAAGAGAAUAAAGAUCUAUNUGGAUUAUUUAAUCCUGACAAUUUAACUGAACCAAUUCAUUCACAAAAAACAUCUUAUUGGCUUUUAGAAAAUGAUCAAUGGAGAAUAAUUGGAUUAGAUACUGGUUAUGAUUCAUUUUCUUUAUUAAAUAUUGAUAAUUCAUCUAUUAAAUUACCUGAUCAAUUAAUGAAUUGGUUAAUAAAUAUUGUUGGUCUUAAUUCACAAAUGAAUGAUAAACGAGGAUUAAUUUUUUUCUCUCAUCAUCAAGUUUUAAGUGCAUGGAAUGAAAAACCAAAUACAGAUUUUCAAUCUCAAAUUGCAUCUUUAUUACCAGAAGGACGAACAAUUUUAUUUUUAUGGGGUCAUGAACAUCGUUUAAGUUUUUAUGAAAAACAAACAAUAAAAACUUCAUCAAAUCAAAGUUUAACAUUUUAUGGUCGUUGUAUUGGAAAUUCAGGUUUUCCAACUUUAGCGAAAGAACUUCCAAAGAAAUCUCGUGAAACUAAAUUAUUAUUUUAUGAUGAUCGACUUUAUCAUUUUCAUAAUAAUUUAUUUUUACCUGAUCUUCCUUUAGGUUAUAAUGGAUAUGCAACAAUGAAAUUUAUUAAUACAGAUCAAAUAUCUUUGAUUAUUCAAUAUAAAACAUUAAGUUUAACAAAUGAUGGACAAUUAACACAUGAAAAUCCAACUUUACUUCUUGAAGAACAAUGGUCUGUUGAUAUAAAUGGAAAUGUUCUUUUAAAUAAUAUUCAAUCUUUUAAUAAUCAACUUACACGUACUGUACAUUCAGAUUCAAUUCAACCAAAAACUAAACGACCAACUUGUUGUACAACGCUGUAA